This is a messenger RNA of Leptosia nina, 1302 nucleotides long. The record is from the annotation of a GenBank genome assembly. NCBI's taxonomy places the organism in Eukaryota, Metazoa, Arthropoda, Insecta, Lepidoptera, Pieridae.
AUGGCGAGCAGGCUGAAUGAUCAAGUUAUUGAGGACUACCUCCAGAACCUGGACCAGUCUGAGGAUGAUAUGGAAUCCUCUGCAGGAGAAGAGGAUGAUGAAGAAGUUUACUUCGAGAAUAAUAGGCAGUUAUUAGCGGAUUUAGAAGAUGAAGAAUUUGUUGAAGAUAUGGAUAUACCUAUGGAAAGUACUACUGUUGAUCCACCUCUUAUUUUUGAUAAUCAUAAUGACCCAAUUUUAGAAAAUUUGAGUGAAACGCCACAGCCUUCUGGUCAACGGAAUGGGACAGCUCGUCCACGACAAAGCCGUGUAACGUGGAGACGCACAAACCUCACCACCAUUGAUGAUAUUCAAAACUUUUAUCAACUGCAAUAUCCUGACAGCAUGUUAGAAUUAGAGACGCCGUACAAUUUUUUUUUCUCUCAAGAACUGAGGGAUAAGAUCAAGGCAGAGAGUAAUUUGUAUUCUACCCAGAAAAAUCUUUCCAAUCCAUUUGUUAUCACUAGCAAUGAUCUCAAUAAGUUCCUUGGGAUUCUAAUUUAUUCUUCUAUUGCAAAGUUUCCAAACUUCCGGUUAUACUGGUCAGCUCAAUAUGGCUAUGAACCUAUAAAAUCAACCAUGACACAGAAGAAUUUUGAAAAAAAUUGUUCGAUUUUACAUUUCAAUGAUAAUACCACUCACUUACCCCAGGACCAUCCUAAUCACGACAAAUUACACAAAAUUAGACCAAUAAUUGACGAUCGAAAUAGUAACUAUGCUGCUAUUCCUUUAGACCAACGCUUAUCUUUGGAUGAACAAAUGUGUGCAACUAAAAUAGGUCACUACAUAAAACAAUACCUCCCCAAUAAACCACAUAAAUGGGGAUUCAAGCUUUUCUUGGUAUGUAGUGCCUAUGGAUUUGCACACAAGUUUGAGGUCUAUACUGGCAGUGAUAAGAAUCCUCUCGGAAAUGGCGAACCAGAUUUAGGACCAACUGGUAACACAGUUGAGCGGCUAAUGCGUACUGUUCCAAGACGUGCAAACCACAUAAUUUACUUCGAUAAUUACUACACAUCUGUGCCCUUGGUCACUUAUCUUGCAAAAGAAAGAAUAUAUUCCUUGGGAACUGUCCAGUCUAAUCGUAUCCCAAAUAAUAAACUGCCAGAUAAGAUGACGCUGAUGAAAAGAACAGUACCAAGGGGACACCAUGACGAACAGGUUGCCAAUGUCGAUGGUAUCGACAUCAGUGCAAUAGUAUGGAAAGAUAAUAAACCAGUUACUUUGCUGUCAACCUAUACCCCUAUACCGGAGCCUUUCCUGUGA